Geodia barretti is the source of this 2715-nucleotide messenger RNA. The record is from the annotation of a GenBank genome assembly. NCBI's taxonomy places the organism in Eukaryota, Metazoa, Porifera, Demospongiae, Tetractinellida, Geodiidae.
GAUACUGAUUCUUCUCUUGGCAAUCAUAAUAGCAUUAAUUCUGUUUUGCAUCAUAGUCUUCUGCGUUUGCAUCUGCGGUAAGUCACACCCUAACUCUACACAUAUAGGUAAUGUAAGAAUGUAAGGGUUUGAAGAGGUGUAGAAUAUCUUUCUUUACCAGGUUACCUCAGAUUAAUUAGGGUCACACCCUAACUGCAUCAUAGGUAAUUGAGCACACAAGCGAGGCACGGCAUAGCUUUCUUGACCUGGGUUACUCAGACUAAUGUCACACCAUUACUGAACACGUGUUUUAUAUUGUGUAUCUGGAAAUCCUCUUCACCAGGAGGCGAUGUUGUACUAAGUCAAAGAAGAUCUCCCAUGACAGCGAGGCUAUUGAGCACCCUCUCUCCACAGAGACAAACAAUGAUCAGCCAGCGAUGGCACCUAUUGAAGAGAAGACUGAGAUCUGGACAAAUACUUGCUCGACAUUGAGGUAAGGGGAGAAUACGUAUACAAGCGGAGAUACUAGCUUUAUUUGUCUCUCAGGGAAGUGACGACUCUCCUGCACUGAAGGAAAAUGCCUUCUUUUGAUCCAAUCUUGGCUGAAGUGUUUGGAGAUUACGUCACACGAUGUCACUCCAGUGACAACAGAGACUUCAAACAUCAGUUUACAGUGAUGCAAGACUGUGGUGCAGGCUUUUCCACAAUUGCUGGAUCUAACACGAGUCUGCAAAAGCUCAACAGAUAUAAAAAUAUCAUGCCAUAUGAUGAUAACAGGGUCUUCCUCAUGGCAGUUGAAGGACACACUGAGUACAAAGGAGACUACAUUAAUGCCAGUUACAUUGAUGGAUACAACUUUGAGCACAAGUUCAUAGCAACACGCAGGGACCACUGCCUAACACAACUGUUGACUUCUGGAGGAUGGUGUGGCAGGAGAGGUCUCAGAGCAUUGUGAUGGUCACCAAUCUGGUGGAGGGAAAUAGGAUCAAGUGUCACAAGUACUGGCCAGAGACUGGGACGCUGUCCUUUGGUCCCUUCAAUGUCACCAUCACAGGACAACAGAUACUGGCUGACUACACCACUCGGGAGUUUAGUGUCCAGCUGGCAGAGAGCUCAGAACCAGCUCUGAGUGUGACUCAGUUCCAUUUCACAGCCUGGCCUGACCAUGGAGUGCCUGACUAUGCCACGUCACUUCUGGCCUUCCACAAAAAAAUGAAGAAACAUCAUAAGGGAGGAAUGGGUCCAAUUAUUGUCCAUUGCAGUGCUGGUGUUGGGAGGACAGGGACUCUGAUAACUAUUGACUGUGUUCUUGAGCAGCUGAAAGAAGAGGAGAAGGUGGUGGAUAUAGCUGGUGUCAUCAUCCACCUCCGCACACAGAGAAUGAAAAUGGUCCAGAGCUUGGAACAAUAUAUCUUCAUCCAUGAUGCUAUCCUUGAGGUCCUGACAUGCGGUGAUACCCAAAUCGAUGCCUGUAACCUCCGCAGAGUUACUCAGAAAAUGACUGAAUGUGACACACAAACCAAUCUCAACGAUUUUGAAAAGCAGUUCGAGGUACUUGAGAAGGUUUCUGUAAAGCCAGGAGAGAUUGCAAGGAGCGAGGCUCUUCGUAAUCCCACCAAGAAUCGGAGUGAUGACUACCUCCCUGGUGAUGCCUGGCGUGUGGCACUGAGAGGAGAUCUCCAGACUUAUAUCCACGCCGUUUUUGUUAAUGGUUACAAGCAACAGAGAGCAUUCAUCAUAGCUCAGAGUCCCAUGGAGUCCACAGCCAGAGAUUUCUGGAAGAUGGUCCAUGACAGGAAGUGUGGAGUCAUUGUUAUGCUCUGUGACUUGGUGGAAGACGAACAGGAGACGUGUUACCAGUAUUGGCCUCAGACUGGACUGAUUCAGUUUGUGGGCUACACAGUUGAUCUGAUGGAGGAAAAGGUCAUGGAGGGAUUCAUCAUGCGCAAAAUAAGCGUCUACAGUGAGAAGGUAUUAAGGAAAGUUGUCAUAGAUGGUAGAAAAUAUAUUUGGGGUUCUUUUUAUACAGGCAGGCAGUGCCCACCAGGUGGUUCAGUUGCACAUGACUAACUGGAGACCUGAUGGCAGCUGCUCUCACCUGGCCACUAUCACCAGUGUGAUAAAUGAGAUGUCUGCCAUUCAGAGAAGAGCCGGCAACAAUCCUGUUCUGGUCCACUGCAGUGACACAGUGGGUAGGUCAGGGAUGUUUUGUGCCAUAGUCACCACCAUUGAGAGGUGUAAGACAGAGGGAGUGGUGGAUGUGUUCCAGGUGGUCAAGGCUCUCAGGGUACAGAAACCUGGAGCUGUCCUCACUGUGGCCCAGUAUCACUUGUUGUUUGAAGCGGUUUUGGAGUACCUAGAGUCUUUUGAUACUUACUGCAACUUCCUAGACCUCUAGUGACUCUAUCAACCAAUGAGCUGCACAGAAAUCAAUACACUAUAUAUACCUUCCAAAAUGCUUAGUUGUACUGUGUUAUUAUUAUUAUUAUUACGAUUCAUGUACACACCAGUGCAAAGAGAAAAGAAGAAUAAAUGAGUGACUAGCACUUAAACACAAGACCAGUAGGUAAUAAAAAACAUGAAUUAUAGCCAUGACAUGAACGAAUAAGUCUUACAGAACAGGCAAUGUUGUACUCUGUGUCUUUAAAAUAUCUAAUAUGUUUGGCACCAUACAGACAGUUGUAACCAGUAAAAGAAGGAACAGAAAGUGAAGACUCAAUAAAAAUAGACCUUAUG